AUGCCCAACACGACACCGUACCCGUCAGCACCACCAGCACCACCACCAGUGAACAGUUCACUAUCAGGAACAGAGAUAACCAGUAUGAAAGAUUCCGUGACGCCAGACCUGGAUGAUGGUGGGAUAAAUUUCUACUGUUUGCGCUUAAUUGCAAUGUGGGCCCGUGUCACGGCAUAUCUCAAAACAAUUAAACAUGGGCAUAUGGAAGAACCAUGGACGCCAAACUCCACCUAUCAACAAAUUGCUUCUGAUAUGUUCCAACUCGAGACUUCAUACCCAGCGGCUCAUCGAUUCAAGACAGUCAAAUUCUAUGACCGAUUCCCUGCAGAUUUAGAGAAGCAUCGUGAUUAUUGGGCCCCAUGGAUCUUCUCACAGAUUGUCUACCAUUCUGUACGGGCUGUGGCCAACCAUCCAUUCCUUCAUUUAAGGAAAACCAACGGCCGUCACAGGCUUUGUCCUCCGUCAUUUUUACAGCACGCGACAGACCAGGCAAUCCUGCACUCAUCAUGGGUUGCACGUAUCCUACAGAUGUGCGUGGAGAAAGAACUCUCAAUUCUCGAUCCAUUCAUAGGACAUCUUGCUUCCGUGGCAGCCACAAUUUGUCUUUUCCUCCAGUUUUCCAGAGACCCUGAAUUGGUUUCAGCAGCAUCAGGCCAUUUUGAGGGUCUUAAGGCUUUUCUCAAUGUCCAGGCGACUCAACAUCUUCACCUUCGCUACGUGGUACAUCUGCCGUCUUCCAAAGAGAGUAGUGAGAUUUAA
This is a messenger RNA of Exophiala aquamarina CBS 119918, 759 nucleotides long. RefSeq lists its product as uncharacterized. The record is from RefSeq and is a predicted model, not a curated record. The transcript has a single exon. NCBI's taxonomy places the organism in Eukaryota, Fungi, Ascomycota, Eurotiomycetes, Chaetothyriales, Herpotrichiellaceae. The coding region runs from base 1 to 759 and encodes 252 amino acids. Gene Ontology annotation, cellular component: nucleus.